AUGCAGUCUGUUAAGGAGUAUUUAUCUACUGCAAGUUUAGGAUUGGAGACCGAUAUGAAGCGAGAAAACGGCUCUAAAAGUAGAUUUGAGUUAAAUGUGGUUGUUGCAGAAUUCUCGUCUAGCGUUUUUUUGUUGAUGGUUGGGGUGAAUGGAAUGGCAGCUGGUGGUGUCGAUGAAGAGUUAUUGCAAGACGCUUAUCAGCGCAUAGUGGAUGGUUUAUUUAGUAAAUGUUUUGAUUUGAAAAAGGAAACCACAGAAACGCUUUCUUACGAAUGUAUGCUUCAUCGUUUAGCUGCGAUCGACUCAGCCGUAAAUUCGCUGAAGGUGCGAAAGCUAAACUUGAAGGUACAAAUCCCAUCCGAUCAGCUUUGCAAAUGGCGACGUCAUACUUGGUUGACGAAUCCAACUAAGAAAGUUCCCUUCCACUUGUCGCACGCUUUUGAUUUGGAAUACUGCACCAAAGCUUUUUUAAAGCUCUAUGAAAUCUUGCAUCGCUUUCCAAACCUCAUUCCGCCCGUUCCUCGUUUAGGCAAGCCUUUCAGCUAUGUUGACUCAUUGAGUAGCGUUGUGAGUCUUUCGUCAUUGAUCGCAGGUCACAACAGGUCCUUACAUCUUUGUGAAGCGCCUGGUGCGUUUAUAUCGGCGAUAAAUGUAUACACUUUUUUAUACCGUGAAGUUCUUAGAAAAAGCUGGGUUUGGUAUGCUAACAGUUUGAAUCCACACUAUGAAUGGAAUGAGCCUUGUUCGUUGUUUCUGGAUGAUGAAUUAAUCACUGCUACUUAUGACCAUUGGAUUUUUGGUCCAGACAACAGCGGCGACAUUUUAAAUUGGGACGAAAAAUAUGUAAAUAGUAUGAAGCUUUCCACAGGUGGUUUUGAUUUUAUAACAGCAGAUGGAAGUUUAUACUGUCAAGAUGAUCCUUUAGAACAAGAAUCUUUGACGCUUCCGUUAAUUAGAGCUGAAGUUGAAAUUGCCUUACGUUUGCUGCUGGAAGAAGGUUCUUUCGUUGUAAAAAUGUACGCUAUUACCAAGGACGAAACUGUGAGAAUCCUCUUGAAUCUUGUGGACCUAUUUCGGGAUGUGCACGUCUUCAAACCCUCGUGCAGUAAACCAGGUAACUCAGAGCCUACCUCCUACUCUGAAAAAGUUCUAUUACAACGUUUUUUAUACAUAAAAAGGUACAGUCGAGCAGUUUUAAGAUCUACAGAAGGAGAUGCUGCGGUUCAAUCUGACGACUUUUACCAUAAACAGAGAAGAGUCAUUCGUUGUAAAUCUUUUACUUUAUUUAUUCACAGCAUGAUCAGCCAUCAGCAAUCUCAAGUGCUGCAGAAGUUUGAAAAUUUUUAUGAAACUGAUAGGAUGCGUCAAGUGAAACCUGAGAUUUGGUUAACGUCAUUAUUGAGGUCUGGUGAAAAUAAUGGGGUGAUAUGA
Messenger RNA from Enterobius vermicularis (human pinworm), 1431 nucleotides. NCBI's taxonomy places the organism in Eukaryota, Metazoa, Nematoda, Chromadorea, Rhabditida, Oxyuridae. The record is from the annotation of a GenBank genome assembly.